This is a messenger RNA of Rhodofomes roseus, 2460 nucleotides long. RefSeq lists its product as uncharacterized. The record is from RefSeq and is a predicted model, not a curated record. NCBI's taxonomy places the organism in Eukaryota, Fungi, Basidiomycota, Agaricomycetes, Polyporales, Fomitopsidaceae. The transcript is spliced from 10 exons. The coding region runs from base 1 to 2460 and encodes 819 amino acids.
AUGCAUCCCAGUGCUUUCCAGCGCAAUCCGACGCCGAGAACGUUCGCGACGGUCCCGUCGACGCCUGUUCACUCCCCGGGAACGCGUCAGCCCGCCCUACCCGCCUUGCAGGCGUCGACGUCGCCUUCUCAGUCCACCGUCCAAGACCCAUCCUUCGGAACGGGCGAAGCGGGUGCGCUCCCGGCCUCUUUCGCGGACGUCACUGCGGGGCGUCGCAGCGCCUCGCCGCGCCUCGCUGAUGACCUUGGUCCCAGCGCCGCCGCUCCCUCUGGCCCGCCGGCCCCGCCUGCCCCGCCUGCCCUUGGCGCACCUAGUGACGUGACCCGCCCCGCGACUGCCCCUGUGUCGGUCCUCUCCCCUGAGGAGACCGGCUGGGUUGAAGUGAAGCGAGGUGGCCGCAAAAAGAACACAACCCGCCCGACGACCCUCCAGUUGCGCCUAGGGACUCCCCCUCGCUCCUACACGCCAUCCCCGGCGGCCCGGCCGCGGACGACCAGAGAGAGAGCUCUCAGCGAUGGAAGAAAGAGACGGCGCACCUCCCGCGAGAACGUGGACGACGGCGAACGUAUCAAGGCAGCGUAUACUAAUGUCUAUAGGACUACCUUUGAGAAUCGCGACCCGCAAGCGUUCGCGCGCGCUCGCUGUUACCUCGCGCGCGCCCAGCAAUUAGACGCGAAGCUUCUCCCUGUCCAACUCCACCAUUCGCCCGUGUGCGAUACCGCACCGUACGAACUAGGAGCUGAGUCCCUAAGUCGUUGCGUGCUCCUCGCCGCACUGAAGGAUAGGCUCCUCGCCUACUCCUGCCCCGAGCUCGGCUCCUCGUCGUCUCGUCACCUGAGCUCCUCGCUGCAGGCACGACUUACCCUCGCCGGCUACCCGCCUGCGAACGUCCACGAGGGAACGGUCCACUACCCUAUCGGUUUCUGCUAUGACCGCGCGCACUCCCGCGGCUGGUACUUCGUUUCUCGGCGACGCCUCACGGCUAUCUCGCCCCUCGUCGGCUCUCCCUUCGGGAUCAGCUUCGCCCUUCACGCAAAUCUCAGCUUCGACCCCCGAACGGACGACGCGAGGAAGAGUCGCCUCUCUAGAGGACGUAGAGGACUUGGGGGAAUCCACUCGCUGACGGCGCUACCGCCAGGGUGGAGUGUUCGGCGUUCGCCUCCUACUACCCCUUCCACCGCGGAUUGGUUUUGCCCCGUGGAAGUCAGUAACUCCGGAAUACCCGUCUUCGUCCCUCAGCCGGUUGCCACGUCUACUCCUGGGAGGUCGAACGGUCCGGCCGAUAACGCGGUCCCGAACAACCCUUCAGUCUCGGCGGACGAAGUCAUGCAAGCCGCCAAGGAGGCUGUCGACAAGGUCCAUCUCAAGGAUCUAGUGGACGAGACGGGUCGGUUCAAGAUUCACCUCCGCAAACCGGCAGAGGCUCAAGCCAUUUUCAACGACCUCAACGCGCAGGAUGCUCUAGGGAACUUCAGCACGCUAUUCGAGGAAACAAACGCCUUCAUCGCUGAAGACCUCGAUCCCCGCGACAUCGUCGACGCCGCCGAAUUCGAGCGAAAAGAAUCUCGUUACCGUAUCAAGGCUCGAGCCAUGCUGCGCAUCAAUUACGUUGUGGAGGGACUUGAGUCCUUAGUCAACCAGAUACUACGCCUGGAGAACGCCCACCGCAAAUGGAAGACUGACCAUGCCAAUUCCCUCAUGGGAGCCCUCCGAGGGUCUGCUUCGCGUGGGUUACUUUCAGAUGCCUUCCGAGUUAUUCAGUACAGAGCGGCCAAGGCGAUCACUCUGAUCCAUCAGCGGCGCGCUCUGCACGACGGAGCGAAUUACCCGGAGUCGGUCAAGUCUACCGCCUCGGACUUCAGUCAACAUAUCCGUUCUUCGAACUCCAAGCGCAUGGUCCUCGACAAGUGGCUUGACCAUCCAGACAUCUUCUCGAAUCUGACGCCCGAAUACCAAGCAGUUGUAUUGAGGCGUCUGGGAAACGCGGAAGGAAUCGAUUCGGAACUAACGAACUUGCAGAUUCCGCCUGACCAACGGUUUAAAUGGCCUCCGUCCUCUAUGCUCGUCACUCCCGUACUGGAGGAGGUGUUCGAUUUCCUCCUACCGUGGAUACGCGCCCACGCUACUCUCAUCGGUCCAGUCACGCAAACCCCGAUUUCUCACUUCCUCAAGCGGCUGAAGACGCGAGAAGAAGGGUUCAAUUCCAAGAACCUCCUCAUCCUCGAAGAGAUUCGGCAGCUCAUGAUGCUGGACCUCCCGAACCCGAACCGCGUCCUGCGGAGCGAAGAUCUUCCGCACCCUGGCCGCGAGGUCACUCGGUCGCUCUCCCGGAAUCUGCGGCCGCCCAAACAUACCUCGAACCCCGACGUUCGUCUCUCGACAGAGCUCUCCACAACGAGACGCUCCACCCCAUUUCGCUGGCCACUACUACGAGCAAACGCGUCAGUCAGCUGGCGCUGA